UAUACAUUAUGUUGUAGUGAAGAGAAUUCUCAGAUACAUUCAAGGUUCUUUGUCUUUUGGUUUGUUUUAUAAGUAUGGCAAUAGUGCUUGUUAUAUCAAUGCUUUUUGUGAUGCUGACUGGGCUGGAGAAAUCAACCAUAGAAGAUCUACUACGGGUUUUAUUGUUUAUUUUGGGAGUUGUCCAAUUUCGUGGCAAUCUAAAAAGCAGGGUUCAGUUUCUAGAAACUCAACAGAAGCUGAGUAUAGGGUUCUUGCUAAUACAGCUGGUGAGAUUUUUUGGAUAGGCCACAUUUGUGUGAUCUUCAUGUUUGUGUCCUUUCUCCUCCUCUCCUAAAAUGUGACAAUCUUUCAGCCCUUGCUCUUUGUGCUAAUCCAGUCUUUCACUCUCAGAUUAAACACCUUGAUAAUGAUUUCCACUUUGUGAGAGAGAGGGUUCAAAAGCAAGAUUUGCUUCUUCAGUAUGUGCCUACAGAUCAGCAAACUGCAGAUGUGCUAACCAAGCGUUUACAUAGUCCAGUUUUCAGAGCUCAUUGCAACAAUCUUAGCCUUGUUACCAAUGUUGAAAUUGAGGGAGAGUGUUGACCAGUCAAAUAUUUAUGCAGUUUUUGUGCUGUUGAGUUGGAUAUUAUCUUAGUUUUUAUUUGUUGCAUUUGCCUUUUAUUUUAGUAAUGUAAUAAACAGUAAGGGUUUGUCCUACUAUAAAUACUGAUCUGUUGCUUGGUAUUAAAUACGCUGAAUUCUUUUCAUCAAUUACAGAGAAACUUCUCCAGGUUUUCUCUUUCUUUUCUCUCUUUGAUUUCAGCCAUAGUUAUUGCUUAAAGCUUUACUUGAUCACUAUGAGUGCAAUGUUAUCAACUAUCAAAUCCAUAAAUGAGUUUCUUACACACAAUUACUGCAGAAUUUCCUUUUUUUAUUGCAGUUUGUAGUCCUUACAAUGUCGUGUCAAUAUUUCCUAGAUCAUGAAACUAACCUCUAAAUCAAUCGAGAUGGAAGCUUUGGAUCAUGGUGAGGCUGAGAAGAUGGUGAAAGAGUUCGACGAAACCAAAGCUGGUGUCAAAGGAAUUGUCGACUCUGGAGUUACCAAGAUCCCAAGAAUGUUCGUACACCCUCCAGAGGAGUCGCAUCAAAUCAACAAGGAUCAUGAUCUUCGAGUUCCGACGAUUGAUCUCAGGGGUCUUGAUCAGAACACCGAAAGGCGAAAGCAAGUCAUCAGUGAGAUAAGCAAAGCAGCUGGAGCGUGGGGCUUCUUUCAGAUAGUGAACCAUGGAGUUCCACUUGAUGUUAUGGAGGAGGUGCUGAAAAGUGUCCGACGCUUCCACGAGCAACCCCAUGAAGCCAAGGCAGACGGGUACUCCCGCGAUUAUACGAAGAAGGUAAUCUACUUCAGCAAUGGCGCCUUGAAGGCAUCCACUCCAGCGGAUUGGAGGGACACGUUAUCAUGCAACUGCCAGUUCCUAGAAGAUGAAAGCAACUUCCAAUCGCUGCCUCAAGUCUGCAGAUGUGAAAUUGUGGAGUAUUAUAAGCACCUGAGUAAGCUCCAAGAGAAGCUGUCCGAAUUAUUGUCUGAAGCUUUAGGCCUAAGCAGUGACUACCUUUCAAGCCUAGGGUGCUUCAAAUCAUCAACAUUAUCGUGCCAGUAUUACCCAGUUUGCCCGGAGCCCCAUUUGACAUUAGGUGCAAGUAAGCACUCGGACAUCCCCUUUCUCACCUUGCUCGUUCAGGACAAUAGUGGUGGCUUGCAAGUGCUACAUCAAAAUGUUUGGGUUGAUGUGCCUCCACUACUCGGAGCUUUGGUAGCAAAUAUAGGCGACAUGAUGCAGAUCACUAGUAAUGAUAAGUUCAAGAGUGUGGAGCAUAGAGUUCUGGCAACAAGGGUUGCGCAGCCCCGAACAUCAGUUGCAUGUUUCUUCAGUUUUGAGGACAAGCUCACACCAUUCGGGCCACUAAAAGAGCUCGUAUCCGAAAUCAAUCCCCCAAUUUACAGGGACAAUAUCAAGUUUGGUGAGUACAUUGCCUAUUAUAUGCAAAAGGGACAUGAUGGAAACUCUGCAAUUCCUCAUUUUAGACUCGUAAAGUGAUUUACCAUUCUGCUUUCAAGUAAUAAUGUGAUUUCGAUUC
Messenger RNA from Argentina anserina (silverweed cinquefoil), 2118 nucleotides. Its product is annotated as 1-aminocyclopropane-1-carboxylate oxidase homolog 1-like. The record is from RefSeq and is a predicted model, not a curated record. Bases 960 to 2078 code for a protein of 372 amino acids. The transcript has 3 exons. Lineage: Eukaryota; Viridiplantae; Streptophyta; Magnoliopsida; Rosales; Rosaceae.